Messenger RNA from Capronia epimyces CBS 606.96, 2139 nucleotides. RefSeq lists its product as uncharacterized. Gene Ontology annotation, biological process: actin filament organization; cell motility. Lineage: Eukaryota; Fungi; Ascomycota; Eurotiomycetes; Chaetothyriales; Herpotrichiellaceae. Gene Ontology annotation, cellular component: plasma membrane. The transcript is spliced from 2 exons. The record is from RefSeq and is a predicted model, not a curated record. Bases 1 to 2139 code for a protein of 712 amino acids.
AUGCAAAGUCCCAAUCUGGCCGACCUCCUCUCCAGUCUGUCCAGCCACGAAGAUGCAGGUCGCAAGAUGGCAGCUUUCAAGCUGCAAUCGCUCAUCAAUGAUCCUUCAUUUGCCGAGCACUUUGUCCUCGCCGGUGGCCUCCCGCUACUACGCUCCCUCAUCCUCGAGAGUACCGGCAAUACGCUUGCCUACAGUUUAGCGAGCUUUGCAAGGUUAUUAGAGGUGGAUCAAGGGUGGGAAGCUGUGGAUGAUCGUGUGGUAGUGGAACUGGUCGUUUGUCAACCGCUGGUUAACAUUCUGCGAGGCGCCAUGGCUAUAUUGGUGUCCAUUGUCUCGCGACCAUUUCACGCCGAUCGGUCAUCGCAGGUGAUUACGCCCGACAAUGCUGGCGGCUUCCAGGCCCUCAAACCCGCAAUUGCAAUCUACCCACAGUUCCUGGAGAUGCUUGUGACGAGGUUGUCAUCUGCCGAUCAUGCUCUGUGUGCAAACGCCUUGCAACUGAUCAACUCUCUCAUGCGUGACGCCAUCACAAAUGACAACGAAACAGAAUGGCCCAAAUUUAUCAAACGGAUCCAAGACCUUGGGGUAAUCAAGGCGGUGUAUGUGCUCAUGCAGAGCUCGGCCCUUCAAGACUUGGCGCAUCCCUUGCUGGAAUUUCAAGCCUUGACCAAAAUCCUGCUCCGACGGUGGAGAGAUGUUCCGGUCGACUUGUUGAAGCCCGAGCAUAGGCGGACGAUCAAAGCAGUCCACCUCUCGAGCAAUCCGGAAAAGCCGCCCCAGCAAGAAGACCGAAACGGUGCUUCGAAACCCAAGCACAAUCCGUACAAAUGGAGACGACUCGGUUUCACGGCAGAGAAUCCAGAACCCGAUUUCGCGGAUAUGGGUUUCUUAGGAAUGAUGGAUCUUUCGGAUUAUGUCCGCAAGCAUCAAGACGAAUUUCAAAGGAUUCUGCUGGAACAAUCCGUUUCCCUCGAGCAAACGCGCUGCCCGUUGGCUCGAGCAAGUCUGACGAUAACGGCAAUUCUUUUUGAGCAUUUCGAGGUAGACAGAAUGGAUCUGGAGGACUCUAAGAGCUACUUGGCCCUCGAAAGUAGGACCAACUUCGACAAAGUGUUCAAGCCGCUCUUAUUGCACUGGGGCCGACUUCAUGUUGCAGGACUACACGCGUUUCUCAGGCUAUGGAAGGCAACCGGUGCCGAGACGGAUGACUUCCCCAAGAUCGUGGAGCUGGUACGGAUAUUGGUAGAGAGUGUCGUGGGUGGCGCAGACCGUACCACAGGCAUCGAAGAAAUUGAGAAAGAAAUGGCUUCGUUCGAAUACAGCAAGCUUCGUGAACUCCAGAUGGAGCUGUUGGAGUUGACUUACGAGGAUGUCUGGGGUCCGCAUCUACGAGGGGCGAAAGAUGAGUUGCGAGGCGAAGGCUUGCAGUUUGUCAAGGAGCAGAGAAUCCGAUGUCUGCUGGCGGGAGCCUGGUUCCCCAACGGCGCCACAUAUUCGGACCAAGAGACGGGCGGCCCGGUCACGGAAAGCUCUCUUCUCCGGAGCGGGCCAGAAAGCUACCGUUACAUCAGGCUUUCAGAUAGCCGAAAACACCUCCACUGGGGCGACUUUGACGAGAAGGAAGAGCAGACACCGUCUACGGCGAGCUUGCCGGGCAAGAUUGACUUGUCCAUCGUCUCGUCUGUGGCUUCAAACGUGACGGCCAACGACCGGUCAUCGAUCAAAUCAGAUUCGACCCUGAAGGAGCUGCCGCAUGACAAGUUCACCACGACCAAGAUCACCAUCCACGGCUAUCUGCCCAAAUCACGUGGCGGACGCGACGGACAUUCCCGGACGUCGUCGAAAACGUCGUCUGCACGAAGUGGAUCGAAAGAGUCCGUAUUACUGACCUUCCAACCCCAAAGCCACAGUGCGGCGUCGGAAUGGCUCGAUGGGCUUUUGAUGCUGUUGGACCAACAGCCCAUUACGACGGAGACCAACAAGCUAAUAAACUUGAUCAGUGAUUAUGGACUCAAGGUCCGCUUGCUCAAUGUGCGAUUCAACGAUGAUGAGGGUAUCGUGGAGGGCCUUGAUGGGAUGGAUGGGCCUCAGAUUCCAAGCCGAGAUGGCUUGGAUGAAGACUAUUACUACGAAAUCUGA